AUGCCGCCUCUCUUCCCCUACCAAGCCAUCAUGCUCCGACCACAGAUCGAUCGAACCGGAGACUACAUACCACUGUCAACCUCUCCGCCAGCCAAUGAGAUACUAGAUAGUCUUCUCACGGGAUAUCUUUGGGGCUGUCUCCUUGUGGCUUUGUUUCUCGUCGUAUACUUCGCCAUCAGCUUCUGUGUCUGGGCGAUUGGGGCGGCGCUGACUACUAUCGAUACGGUAAUUGACUGCCUUCGACCGCGCGAUGAUCACUUGGGCGCCCAUACGGAUGCUGUAUUGAUGGCAUCCCCCUUGUCCAAGACGUACGAGACUGCAUAUCCGGAACGUAUGUUCUCAUUGAGCGAGGACGAUAUGCAGAUGUGGCCAUGUGGCAAGACUGAUAAGGGCCUGGAGCAUGCCAUCUCUCGCACACAGAGAGACAUGGUGCUAGAAGAGAAGGGGGCAGAUGAAUCUCUGGAACUUCGCAUUGUCGGCAAUUCCAUCGAUCAUCCUAUUUAUCACACAUCUUCUAGCGAUGCUAUUAUCGUGGACACUAUCCCUAAUACCUCUAACGCCUUUCCUGGUCUCGAUCGCCUCGUUGCUUCUAUACAACUCUGA
Molecule: messenger RNA, 603 nt
Organism: Alternaria arborescens
Lineage: Eukaryota; Fungi; Ascomycota; Dothideomycetes; Pleosporales; Pleosporaceae
Exons: 1
Coding region: 1-603 (200 amino acids)
Source: RefSeq, a predicted model, not a curated record